AUGCAGACUGCUUGUACAAACAUUUAUGAAAGACUGUGCAAUAAGUGCAUCCGUGAAAUUUCCUUGCUACUAAAUAUUCCACGGUCAACUGUUAGUGGUAUUAUAACAAAGGAGAAGCAACUGGGAACAGCAGCAACUCAGCCACAAAGUGGUAGGCCAUGUAAAAUGACAGAGCAGGGUCAGCCCAUGCUGAAGCGCACAGUGCACAGAAGUCACCAACUGUCUGCAGAGUCUAUAGCUAAAGACCUCCAAACUUCGUUUGGCCUUCAGAUUAGCACAGCAACAGUGCAUAGAGGGUUUCAUGGAAUGGGUUUUCAUGGCCGAGCAGCUGCAUCCAAGCCUUACAUCACCAAGUGCAAUGCAAAGAGUCAGAUGCAGUGGUGUAAAGCAUGCUGCCACUGGACUCUA
Molecule: messenger RNA, 408 nt
Organism: Staurois parvus
Lineage: Eukaryota; Metazoa; Chordata; Amphibia; Anura; Ranidae
Source: the annotation of a GenBank genome assembly